AAAGAGCUUGAUGAGUUGCAACAUCACUGGAAUACACAUUACAUCAGGAGGUCCAGACAUGAUACUUUACCUGGAAGACCAGAUGAACUUUAUUUCUUGCCGGAGAAUGAAAAUGCUGUAAACCACGCACAUACUAUUGAAGAAGACAAGUAUCAUGAUAUGCUGAAUUACUGCCAUGAGUAUCACAAGGAAUCUCUUUACUAUGAAUACUUCACUCAUGUAUUUACCCUUGGUGGUUUUGAGUCACCAAACACCUGGAAUGAUGCAUUAACUUUAUACAGGGAGAUAUUAGGUGUAGCAGAAUGA
Messenger RNA from Paramuricea clavata, 306 nucleotides. The record is from the annotation of a GenBank genome assembly. NCBI's taxonomy places the organism in Eukaryota, Metazoa, Cnidaria, Anthozoa, Malacalcyonacea, Plexauridae.